ACUGCACCUUAUUUCUUCAUAUUUUCGAUCACUUUUAGCAAUGGAGAAAAUAAAAAUUUGUCUUGAGUCGAAACAGAUUUUUACAAAACAAAGAGCUCUUAGCAGAGAAUGAAACAGAAUCGUUAGGGGAACCCCCUUUCACGCCAGAGACUAUAGGGUGGCCGUAGGGUCAAAAACCUGUGAUAAAUUGAAAAUUUAUGUAUUCAGUUCUUAUUCCGUAUGGAAUAGAAGUAAGCUCUACAGUUAAAAAUGAAAUAUCUUUACAAAAAGUUUUCCAUACUCUUAUACUCAAAAUCAGCGGAUCUCGCAGUGUUUUGAGUCUCCUAGAGUUCUGCUAACCUAAGGGAAGUUUCCCUUUCAAAUCAGUCACUUCCGGUGUACGCUUUGCGCGUUGGUGCACCGUGAUGCUGCCAAAUAAAGAGAAGUUUGGGGGUUUUUCCUAGAAAAUUGACUCAUCAUUAGGUAAAAUUAGAAGAGAAACAGAAACACAUGGGCAAAGUACGCUAUGGCAGAAGCGCAUAUAAAUUUCUCUCGUGAUAAUUACAAAAUAUCAGACUCGUGGAGCCUGUAACUUGGUCGCUCGACCCCUUGAAACUGUCAGGGCUUCGAAUUUAGACGUUGUUUCCGUCGAAAUGAUGUUGAAGUUACCGGUUCUUUUAAUACUUGUUUCUCUUUUGAGCAAAACUUGUCGCAGUUCACCAGCAAAACCAUUACUGAAGUUCGACGAGGAAAAUGGCAAGUUCACCCUCAGCGAGGAUGCUUUGCCCGAGAUACAGUCUUUGAAAGGGCCUGUGAGAAUUGUCGGAGCCAUUGGCGACGCACGCGUUGGUAAGUCCACAAAUUUGAACUUCAUCAGAUAUUUUCUUGAAGGAGAGCGAAAUCAAAGAGUUGAGAAAGUUUUUAACACGAGCGAUGGCAUGAAACCAUGUACGACGGGAGUGUGGAUGUCUGUGUCGCGUGAUGCAAAUGGCGACGGAACCACGAUUUUACUCGACACUGAAGGAACUAACUUAGGCGACAACGAAAACACAGACUUGCUCAGCAUCUUCACCAUGAUGAUGUCUUCCGGUUUGGCUCUCUUUGCAAGGGAAGCAGUACAAAAUCACAAUGUACAGUUUUUGUACCGUGUUUCGCGCUUGAGCGAACAGAUUUGGAAAGAUGAUGUAGAGAGCAUGCAGACAUUUCCACAACUACUGGUGAUCAUAAGAAAUGCCCUUGCACCAUCCCCAGGUAAAACUUUGCAGAGUCAAACUCAAGAUUCUAUACUUGAUGGAAAAUACGGAGAAACCAUUGCAGAGCACUUUCCUCGAAUUAACAUCAAGGUUCGAGACAUUCCCUUUGUGGAUUCGAAACGAUUGCAUGACUUAGAAAAAUUUCUGCGUGACGAUUACGCAAAUGUCGCAUCCUCUCUCUCCUCUGAUUUAAGUAGUUUUCCUUUAAAAAAGACUAUUCGUGGAGCAAACAUGGACGGAACAAUGAUCGCUUCUUUCGCUAAGAGGCUUGAGAUUGCUCUCAAUCAAAAUUCAUGGAGUGGAUUUUCAAAUGUAUAUACCACCCUCGAAACGGAAUUGUGCGAACGUUCUUACCAAAACAUAAUUGAACCUUUUCUGAGAAAUAGUUGGAAUCACAUCAAGAAUGGAAGACAGCAAAUUAUGGAUGAGUUCACCGAAAAAUGUGCUUUGGGAAUGGAAAGAACGAAAAUCAAAGAUAAACUUGUUGAAGUUAUAGCCCAAAAAGAAGAAAUGGCAGAAAAAGAGAGAAGCCAUCAGGAAGAGCUGAGAAGGAAAGAAGAAGAGGAGAGAAUGGAAAAGGAAAGGGAGGAACAGCGCCGCAAAGAAGCUAUCGAGAAAGAAAAGAGGUUAGAGGAAGAGAGGAAGGCGAGAGCAAAAGCAGUGGAAGAGCGACGAAUCCAAGAAGAAAACUUGCGCAGAGCUGAUGAAGAGAGUAGAAGGUUGGAAGAAGCUGCUGCAGCUCGAAGAGCGAAAGAGAGAGAGAAAAGAGACAUAGUAAAUACUGUUGUUGGGGGUGUGAUCCUGUUUGGAAUUCUCAGCGACUCUCGACUGAAAGAAAACAUCACAGUGGUGCCGAAUUCAGAUUUCGAGCAGAUUGGUGUUCGUAGCUACAACUGGGUAUGGUCCGAAGAUGCCGUAGAACUUGGCAUGAGUGGAACUGGGCAUGGAGUCAUCGCUCAGGAAGUGGGGGAACUGUACCCGUGGACCGUGGUUACGGGUGACGAUGGGUACAAGAGAGUGAACUAUGAAGCCUUGAAACAAAUGGUAAUGGAGAAGAAAACUGAUUACUAAUUGAUCACGGAACGUUAUGGAACCGAUAGAAAUCAGAAGUCUCAUGAGUAAUUGGAAAUUUCUUUUUUUUUUUCGGUAUAAAACGCGCAACACAGCGUAUUAGAAAUUCCUUAUAUAUAAUUUUACAGUUAAAUGAAAUUUCCGUGAAGGUAUGCAACCCCAUAACUCGUUUCUGUAACUUGAUACAAUCAAUAGAAUCUUUUUGUUUUUAAAGUGAUAGAUAUCAGACAGUACGGAAGGCGAAACAAAUCAUUGAAUUGUUCGAGUUUCUUGAUUAGAAAACUUAUUGAUCCCUGUAAAAAUUAGUAUAAUUUGUAACUGUCACUGUAUUAUAUGUUUAGUAGAAAAAAGUUGAAUUUCAUCGUC
Stylophora pistillata is the source of this 2669-nucleotide messenger RNA. RefSeq lists its product as uncharacterized. The record is from RefSeq and is a predicted model, not a curated record. Gene Ontology annotation, molecular function: GTPase activity; GTP binding. Lineage: Eukaryota; Metazoa; Cnidaria; Anthozoa; Scleractinia; Pocilloporidae.